CCUCCUCCUCUUCUUCCUCCUCCUCGUCCUCCCAUCGGCCGACACCCGCCGGGGCGCGAGGGCUUCUGGGAGCGCCCGCCGUCGAGGCCUGAGGGGACGAGCACGAGGAGCGCGAGCCGCCGAGGCGCAAGGGCUUCUGGGAGCGACAGCCGCCGAGGCCUGAGGGGACAAACAUGGAGGACGCUGAGGAGAAGGACAUGGAGGACCCCAAGGAGCGCCAGACGGCGAGGCCUGAGGGGAAACAUGUGGAAGACCCCGAGGAGCCUGGGCCGCUGAGGCGCAAGGACUCCUGGGAGCGCCAGCCGUCGAGGCCUGAGGGGAUAAACAUGGAGGAGCGCGAGCCGUCGAGGCCUGAGGGGACGCACGUGGAGGACUCCAAUGAGCGCCAGCCGUCGAGGCCUGAGGGGGCAAACAUGGAGGACCCCGAGGAGCACGAGCCGUCGAGGCCUGAGGGGACACACAUGGAGGACUCCAAGGAGCGUGGGCCGUCGAGGCGCAAGGACUCCUUGGAGCGCCAGCUGUGGAGGCCUGAGGGGACGAACAUGGAGGACCCCGAGGAGCGCGAGCCGUCGAGGCCUGAGGGGACGCACGUGGAGGACUCCAAUGAGCGCCAGCCGUCGAGGCCUGAGGGGACACACAUGGAGGACCCCAAGGAGCGUGGGCCGUUGAGGCGCAAGGAUUCCUGGGAGCGCCAGCCGUCGAGGCCUGAGGAGCGCGAGCCGUUGAGGCCUGAGGGGACGCACAUGGAGGACUCCAAUGAGCGCGAGCUGUCGAGGCCUAAAGGGGCACACGUGGAGGACCCCAGGGAGCGUGGGCUGUUGAGGCGCAAGGACUCCUUGGAGUGCCAGCUGUUGAGGCCUGAGGGGACAAACAUGGAGGAGCACGAGCUGUCAAGGCCUGAGGGAACACACAUGGAGGACUCCAAUGAGCGCAAGCCAUCGAGGCCUAAGGGGACACACAUGGGGGACUCCAAGGAGCGUGGGCCGUUGAGGCGCAAGGAUUCCUGGGAGCGCAAGCCGUCAAGGCCUGAGGGGACACACGUGGAGGACUCCAAUGAGUGCGAGCCAUCGAGACCUAAGGGGACACACAUGGAGGACCCCAUGGAGUGUGGGCCGUUGAGGCACAAGGACUCCUGGGAGCGCCAGCUGUCGAGGCCUGAGGGGACAAACAUGGAGGACCCCGAGGAGCGUGAGCCGUUGAGGCCUGAGGGGACUCCCAUGGAGGACCCCAGGGUGCGUGGGCCGUUGAGGCGCAAGGACUCUCGGGAGCGCCAGCCGUCGAGGCCUGAGGGGACAAACACGGAGGAACCGAAAGAGCUCAAACCUCUGAGGCUCAAGGAGCAAGAGUUGUCGAGGCCUGAGGGGCCGGCCGUGGAGGAGCACGAAGGGCGCGAGGCGUCGAGGCUUGAGGGGCCGGACAUGGAGGGUCACGAGUCGUCGAGGCCCGAGACGGAAGAGCACAGGUCUUCGAGGCCUGAGGGGACGGAGGAGGGCGUCCGGCCUUGUCCCGAGGCCCCGGGGGAGGGGCUGAGCGCCCGCGAGUACUCACGGCAGGUGCACGAGUGGCUAUGGCAGGCCUACUGCGGCUACCUCAGCUGGCACGGCGGGCUCCUCGCCUUGCCCCCCAACUACUGCAACCCCCCGGACCCGUCGCAGACCCCCUACCACAACCCCUUCUUCUUCCUCCCGGCCGAGCCACCGCUGCCCGCCGCCCACCCUGCCACCCACCCUGCCACCCCUGCUGCGGGGCCCCGGCCUCCCAGCUGGGCGGGCCCGGACGCCAGGCUCCCCCAGGGGACUCGGGCAGUGGCGGCCGGCAACCCCCGCCCCCCACCCCAGCCGGGUUCCAGUGGUCAGCCGGCAGGUCGGGAGUAUGCUAUUCCAUCCUUGGCACACAGAUUCGUAGCAGAGAUGGUGGAUUUCUUUAUUCUCUUCUUCAUAAAAGCCACUAUUGUCCUAAGUAUUAUGCAUCUCAGUGGGAUAAGGGACAUUUCCAAGUUCGCUAUGCAUUAUAUAAUAGAAGAAAUCGAUGAAGACACUUCAAUGGAAGACUUGCAGAAAAUGAUGGUGGUGGCUCUGAUAUACCGAUUACUCGUUUGCUUCUAUGAGAUCAUUUGCAUAUGGGGAGCAGGAGGAGCCACCCCAGGGAAAUUUCUGCUGGGCCUUCGUGUCGUGACGUGUGACACAUCUGUACUGAUUGCUCCAAACCGGGUUCUGGUGAUUCCUUCCUCCAAUGUUACCAUAACAACGUCCACAAUACGAGCCUUGAUCAAGAAUUUUUCUAUUGCUUCCUUUUUUCCUGCUUUCAUCACACUGCUCUUUUUCCAGCACAACCGAACAGCCUAUGACAUCGUGGCAGGAACCAUCGUGGUAAAAAGGAAUGGGGUUAGAUGAUGCCAAACCUCCUCAGUGACCCCAAACUCCACUCUCUUGGACUAGCUACAGGACUACAGUUUUGUAACGUGGCCCUCACUACCCAGGGGUUAGAUGGAAAGCUCUGGAAUUAAAAAAACUCCCGAGCGAUGCCGGGAUCUUUCCAAAAAUAUCGAUUUCAUUUGAGAAUGCCAAAGAACUCUCCCCUAGAAGAGAAACGAGCCUCGUGCCAUCGGACGAUGGAUUCACAAUCCAUUUCGGCCCUACUUCCUCACGGUCUAAGAAAAUGGUAAUUUGCUGGAAGGAAUUUCAACUCGGUGAAAUUUCCACAGUGUUUUUGGUGUCCGGAAAGAAAUGGAGGAGGCUGUCCCAGUUGUGUUUUGUAAACACCUGCAGAAUUCGCCUAAAAAGGUAAAUGCCAACAGAGAAGAUUGUGUUAAUGCCAGUAUUUGUUGUCUUGUUGAAGGGAGGGCGGGAGGAAAGUGAACCAAUUAGGGGAAAGAGGGAGUUAGUUACCUCACCCUGAAAGCGGUUUUAAGCAUUUUAUGCCAGGACGAGUGUACCUUUACCACUCUCUACACUUUUGCCAAAUAUGUACUUUGAGGAGUUUUGCAUGAUGAUGAUCAAAACUUUAUGUAUUACAUAUUAUCAAUGAAUUUUUACAGAAGGCAAGUUAACUUAAAUCUUGAGCCGAAUUUUAAAUUGAUGUACAAGUGGUUUCUGGGCCUUCUAAAAUGAACACUAAGGAUUGUACUUAAUGGUGAAUGAAUUACUUUUGAUGCACAUAAACAAUACUGUUAAUUCAUACAAUAUUCAAGGGCAUAUUGCAGCAUGAAGAAAAUAUUCUUAAUGCAUUUCAGCAUGAGACGGGCAGCUUUACUUUCUAUAUAACUGCCUAAUCAUAGUUGCAGUUGAACUGCAUCGAUGUUGAAUAAAGACUCAACUUCGGUUACAAAACAGGACAGCGAUUUCUAGAAUGCUUACAUUUUGUACCACAGUUAAAAGGCAUUUCUAGGUGACAAAAUGGGUCGCACGUGGUGGUGGGCUUCCUCACUCCCCCCUUUGGCAGUUGAGUUGUAGCAACCAGGCUGAUCGGCAACUCUCUCCCCCCCAGGAACUUAGAUUUGUCAGUCAACCUCGUACGCGGUGACCAGCAAAUGAAUUCUGAGCCCCAUCCACUGCGUCGGUUUUGAGGAGGUGACUUGUAUCAAUUUAAUGUAACUCGAAAUAUUCACGCUUUUCCUAAGCCCAACUCCAGUGAACUCUUCUGGAACCUUUUUACUAUAAAACUAAUCCCAGUUUGGCUUCAGAAAUGAGCAGCAGCCAGAGCUUCACUGGAGACUAAGUCCACGUGUCUGAUUUAUAAUCUGUUUCUAAACUACUUCCUUUAUCUGAUCGUGUUACUCAUCUCGCCCCGCCGUCUGUACAAUCUGAUUUCUCCAAGGCCGAGCGCUACAUUAUUUGCAGUUCCUGGGAAGAUCCCGGAUGGGAUGGGUCAGUGGGGCGAUUAGCUGGGUUCUGCUAACACGGACUACCCCAGCCUGCCACCUCUGCACAGCAGAAAGGAGGACGGGGCCUGGGUGAGUGAAGUAUAUGACUGCAACCCCCUAAACCCUGCGCUACAAGCGUAAUCCUCAGAGGCAGCCGCCACCUUUUCAUCAUCAUCAAUCAUAUUUUAACCUAUGGCCCAACCUCUUCAACCAAGCGUUCCUGGGCGCAGUUGAUCUCGGCUGGAUGCAGGCCUCUGGACUUGUAAGCUCCUUGUGGGCAGGGAACCCGUCUACCAACUGUGCUCCCAAGUGCUUUGUACAGUGCUGUGCACUCAGUAAGCGCUCAAUAAAUGAAAAACUUCAAUGGAGGCAGGGCUGGAAAGGCAGACUAAGGUCCAGGGAGAAAAGACAUGCUUUCCGUCCUCCUCUUUUUACCAUUAGGGCCCUUUACUAACCCUCCAGGAGAAAACCCUGCCAAUCCACUUCCCGGCAUCCCAUCACUUUGCCAGUAUUACAAGAACAGUAAGAGCAAUAGCAGCUAUUUUCCCCCAAUGCAGUACGUCCGUAGAGCUUUUAAAUAGCUCUAACUUCAGACGGUAACCUAAGCGAGGUCACGUUCGCUUCCGAUGAAAAAAUCAGACUGAUUCCUCUACUGUAGACAUACCUCACCCACCCAGUAUUGAAGAGGGAGUGCUGUGUCAAACAGCUACUUUUUCUUAUGCUAACACUGGCAUCAAAGAACAGACAGGUGGAAGAUGUGAAGCUCUUCAGCUGCCUCCUAUGCAAGGGUGUGAGGGCGGAGGAGAGGCGAAAAAUUGGCUGAAAUGGGGAAGGAAUGAGCGUGUAGUUAACUUAAAAGCAGUUGAAUCUGACGUAACUAGAGCCUGCAAAAAGAUGCAAGAGCACAGAGACACCCAAGGUUUAGGCACGUGAGCUGGCAAGGAAAUGUUCCUUCCAACAGUCCCAGCUUUGGAAUUAACAUCCAUGUCAAUAAAACUCUCACCUAACCUCA
This is a messenger RNA of Tachyglossus aculeatus (Australian echidna), 4874 nucleotides long. RefSeq names its product family with sequence similarity 8 member A1 (gene FAM8A1). The transcript has 5 exons. The record is from RefSeq and is a predicted model, not a curated record. The coding region runs from base 174 to 2393 and encodes 739 amino acids. Lineage: Eukaryota; Metazoa; Chordata; Mammalia; Monotremata; Tachyglossidae.